Molecule: messenger RNA, 3041 nt
Organism: Sciurus carolinensis (gray squirrel)
Lineage: Eukaryota; Metazoa; Chordata; Mammalia; Rodentia; Sciuridae
Gene: Sh3bp5l
Product: SH3 binding domain protein 5 like
Biological process (GO): negative regulation of protein tyrosine kinase activity; intracellular signal transduction
Cellular component (GO): cytoplasm
Molecular function (GO): protein kinase inhibitor activity
Source: RefSeq, a predicted model, not a curated record
CGUGGUUACCUGCUGGCGCACUUCCGCUUCCGCCAGGCCCCGUCGUUUUGGUUGGACCGGCUUGUUGCGGGGAGGGAGGGGGAAGGUUGUUUGCUGCCUGGGAGCUCCGCGCCGGGGGAGGUAAACUGAGCUCCCCAGAGACCUCAUCCCGAAGCCUCUGCUCCGGCCUGGCCUUCUCUCCUCUCUCCAGCUGCCACCACAGCCUGGAGGCGCCUUCCUCCACCCUCCCGAAUGGUGCUCCUCUUCGCAGGCCUCGGCCCAGGAUCCAGGCCCCCUUUGCCCCCUGCCUUGGAGCUGUUGCUCCAGUUUCUACUUGGUGGACUCCCGGUGGAGGGGAGAGAAGAACCUUUGCACAGACGGGGUUUUAGUUCUAGGGACUUCAGCCUCUGAGUUCGAGGUUCUUCCUGUGCCCACUUUAUCAGCCUUUUGAGAAGAGAAACCCUUCUCUUUGCCAUCCAGAGCCCAGGAACCCUCAGACUGGGGCCCUGGUCCCAGCAUGUCAGUCCUCUCUUGUGCAUAGGGCUCUGCCCUCUCCAGGUCAGCAUGGCUGAGUUCAGACCGGUACCAGGGGGGCGGGAGACCCCACAAGGGGAGCUGCGGCCAGAGGUUGUAGAGGAUGAAAUUCCUAGGAGCCCAGUGGCGGAGGAGCCUGGAGGAGGCGGUGGAAGCAACAACAAUGAGUCCAAAUUGUCCCCAAGAGAGGAGGAAGAACUGGAUCCUAGAAUACAGGAGGAGCUGGAGCAUCUGAACCAGGCCAGUGAGGAGAUCAACCAGGUGGAGCUGCAGCUGGAUGAGGCCAGGACCACCUAUCGCAGGAUCCUGCAGGAGUCGGCAAGGAAGCUCAACACACAGGGCUCCCACCUGGGAAGCUGUAUCGAGAAGGCUCGGCCCUACUAUGAGGCUCGGCGGCUGGCUAAGGAGGCCCAGCAGGAGACCCAGAAGGCAGCGCUGCGGUACGAGCGGGCUGUGAGCAUGCACAACGCCGCCCGGGAGAUGGUGUUUGUGGCCGAGCAGGGUGUCAUGGCUGACAAGAACCGACUGGACCCCACGUGGCAGGAGAUGCUCAACCAUGCCACCUGCAAGGUGAACGAGGCAGAGGAGGAGCGGCUUCGAGGCGAGCGGGAGCACCAGCGAGUGACGCGGCUGUGCCAGCAGGCUGAGGCUCGCGUGCAGGCCCUGCAGAAGACCCUCCGUCGCGCCAUCGGCAAGAGCCGCCCCUACUUUGAGCUCAAGGCCCAGUUCAGCCAGAUCCUGGAGGAGCAUAAGGCCAAGGUGACGGAACUGGAGCAGCAGGUGGCUCAGGCCAAGACCCGCUACUCAGUCGCCCUGCGCAACCUGGAGCAGAUCAGCGAGCAGAUUCACGCUCGGCGCAGGGGCCUGCCCGCCCACCCGCCGGGGCCACGGCGCUCCUCCCCUGUGGGGGCCGAGGCUGGGCCCGAGAGCCUGGAGGAUGGGGACAGUGGCAUCGAGGGGGCUGAAGGCGGGGGGCUGGAGGAGGCUGGCGGCCUCGGGCCUGGACCUGGCGCCGACACAGACACGCUGAGCCUGCUGAGCCUGCGCACCGUGGCCUCGGACCUGCAGAAGUGCGACUCCGUGGAGCAUCUGCGGGGCCUCUCGGACCAUGCCAGCCUGGACGGCCAGGAGCUGGGGCCCCGGAGCGGGGGCCGCCGGGGCAGUGACGGGGGGGCCCGGGGGGGCCGCCACCAGCGCAGCGUCAGCCUGUAGCGCCCCGGCCAGGGCUUCGGGCCUUUCUCCCACGGUGGGCUCGUCGGGCCCCGUGGGCACCUUCCUGACGUGUCCUGCCAGGAGGCCAGCUGUCAGCUCGCUGCCUGCCCUGCUGCCUCAGCCUCCCUCCUGGCCUCGGGAGGCAGCCUGCAGGACCCCUUCAGAAGGUCUGCCCUCUGCACUCCUGCCCUGCCCCCUGCCGACCCCUCACUGGCCACAUGCCCUUGACUUUCCACUUUCUGACUUCCCUCCUUCCCCCUCCAGCAUUUCCCCUCAGGGAACUUGGUCUAGAACACCCGGGAAGCUCUUCAGAGAACAUGAGUACCCUAACCAGGGGGGCAGCCCUCUGCUGCUGCACCCCAAAGCAGUUCCCAGGGUGCCCUGGCUAUGCUGCUGAGCCCUGACGGCCACGUGCCCCGCCCUUCUGCCCUAGCCUGCCUGCGACCGGUGACCGCGUGCCUCUGGCGACAGCGCCCUCCUCAGUGUGCCCCUUUGUGAGCUGAGCUGCUCUUACGUGUGCCCUGUAGCAGAACUUGCCAGAGGCCCGUGUCGGGGAGCCCGACCCCAUCAGCAUGGGGACUGUCACUCUGGACUGGCUCUGUCCCUGUGGUGUCUCUCCGGCUGGGCGGAGUCCUCACCCUUGCCCAGGUGCUAGUGGGUCCCCGGGGGUCCACGUGGGAAGCUGAUGUGGUCCCCUUCCCUCCCUCUUGCCGUGGAGCUGGGCCAGUGUUUCUGGGCGGGCGCAGCUGAACUGGAUCUCAGCCCUCCUGUGGGGCCUUGGGGAACUGGUGCUCAAUCGCUCUCCCUUGCUCUGCCCACACCAGAAGUACCUGCUCCAGGCCCCUGGGGCGUGCUUAGGCUGGCCGGUAAAGCCUUGCCUGCCGUGCGUGGAGAGGAGUCCCCUGGGUGAGGGUCCCCCGGGAGCAGCUCCAGCGGUGGCUGCUCAGGUGUGUCGGGAAGCCACACCAGACCUGGGUGUCGGGAGAGCUGGUCCUGCUGUCUUGCCCCACGAGGACGGGGCGUCUACCAGCCUGGGCGCUGCCACCAGCACUCGAGCAGGGAGUGGGCCGCCUGGGUCUGCAGGCAUCUCCUGUGCUCAGGUUGGAGGAGGAAGGUCACGAUGAGAACCUCGGGGUUUGAGGUGGCCACUGGCAGGGAGGAGAAGCAGGGGACACAGGUGCGCAACGAUGAGAACCUCGAGGUUUGAGCUGGCCAUGGCGGGGAGGGCAGGGGAGACUCGGUGUGCGUGAGUGCAUGUGUUGGCGUGCGUGUGGGAAAGGGGCCGCCUUGGUUUUAUUUAAAUAAAAUAGUUUCUG